Messenger RNA from Malurus melanocephalus (red-backed fairy wren), 1038 nucleotides. RefSeq names its product T cell leukemia homeobox 1 (gene TLX1). The transcript is spliced from 3 exons. Lineage: Eukaryota; Metazoa; Chordata; Aves; Passeriformes; Maluridae. Gene Ontology annotation, molecular function: DNA-binding transcription factor activity, RNA polymerase II-specific; RNA polymerase II cis-regulatory region sequence-specific DNA binding. The record is from RefSeq and is a predicted model, not a curated record. Gene Ontology annotation, cellular component: nucleus. Gene Ontology annotation, biological process: regulation of transcription by RNA polymerase II; animal organ development. The coding region runs from base 1 to 894 and encodes 297 amino acids.
AUGGAGCACCUCGGGGCUCACCACCUGCACCAAGGGCAAGCCGAGCCCAUCAGCUUCGGCAUCGACCAGAUCCUCAACACGUCGGAGCCGGGCAGCUGCAUGGUGUCGCACCCGCGGCUGCAGGACUCGGCGGACUACGGGCUGGGCUGCAUCGUGGGCAGCGCCUAUAACACGGUCACGGGUGGCUACGGGGCGAGCGGCGGCGCGGCCGGCGCCUACACCGGGACAUCCUGCAGCAUGGGCGGCCUGCCCGGCUCCUACAACGUGAACAUGGCGGUGAGCAUGAACGGCAACACCUUGAGCUCGGCCGGCGGGGUGAUCCGCGUCCCGGCCCAUCGCCCCGUCACCGGCGGCGUCCACCAGCCCCUCUCCGCCGCCGUGCCCGCAGUGAACGGCAUGAACAGUCUCACAGGRCUCACCUUCCCCUGGAUGGAGAGCAACAGGCGAUACACAAAAGACAGGUUCACAGGUCACCCCUACCAGAACCGCACGCCCCCCAAGAAGAAGAAGCCGCGCACCUCCUUCACCCGCCUGCAGAUUUGCGAGCUGGAGAAGCGCUUCCAUCGGCAGAAAUACCUGGCCUCGGCCGAGCGCGCUGCCCUGGCCAAGGCCCUCAAGAUGACGGACGCCCAGGUGAAGACCUGGUUCCAGAACCGGCGCACCAAAUGGAGGAGGCAGACAGCGGAGGAGCGGGAGGCCGAGCGGCAGCAAGCAAACCGCAUCCUCAUGCAGCUACAGCAGGAAGCCUUCCAGAAAACCAUCAACCAGCCCAUCCAAGCCGACCCCAUCUGUGUCCACAACUCCUCUCUCUUUGCCCUCCAGAAUCUCCAGCCUUGGUCUGAUGACUCCACCAAGAUCACCAGUGUCACCACUGUCGCCUCUGCCUGUGAAUAAGUCUGGCACCCACUGGUGGCACGCACACCUUCUAUCGGCUGGGCUGUCCCCAGGGGAACGUGUGGCAUCCUUGGUGGGACAUGUAGCAACUCUGUUUCUCCCCAAGGAGGGCUGGAACCCCCUGAUCCUCUGGCCACAUGCGCA